Molecule: messenger RNA, 519 nt
Organism: Malania oleifera
Lineage: Eukaryota; Viridiplantae; Streptophyta; Magnoliopsida; Santalales; Ximeniaceae
Exons: 1
Coding region: 1-519 (172 amino acids)
Molecular function (GO): RNA-DNA hybrid ribonuclease activity; nucleic acid binding
Source: RefSeq, a predicted model, not a curated record
AUGCACCCGAUCAAGUAUGUGUUCGAAAAGCCCGUAGUGACAGAAGGGGUGGCAUGGUGGCAGAUGCUUUUGAUUGAAUAUGAUAUCACCUAUGAAAUCAGAAAGGCUAUCAAGGGAAGCGUCAUUGUGGAGUAUCUAGCAGAUAGAGCUGUGGAGGAUUACCAGCUUAUAGAGUUUGACUUCCUGGAUAAAGACAUUGAUUUAAUAAGCCAAGAAGAAUAUGAUUAUGAAGGUUGGACGAUGUUAUUUGAUGGUGCGGUCAAUGUGUGGGGAUAUGGAAUAGGAGCCAUACUCAUAUCAUCAGAAGGGAAACAUUAUUCGGUUGUAGCCAAGCUUGUUUUUCCAUGCACCAAUAACGUAGUAGUGUACGAAGCAUGUGUAUUAGGUUUGCAAGCAGCCAUAGACCAGGGCAUUAGGGAAUUAGCUAUGAAGGGAGUUUUAGCCUUGGUUAUUCAUCAAUUAAUUGGAGAAUGGGAGACUCGAGAUUCCAAACUGGUGCCAUAUCAGGAAUACAUUUAG